AUGGACUCCAGUGCACAUAGAAGACUCCGAACAACGGCCCUGUCUAGCAGGGAUAGUGCGAGUAGCAGUCAACAAGAAAGCAUCAAGAAACCUGCACAACUUGAACUUUUGUUCUGUAAGGAGCUUCAGAAACAGGAUACUAUAGGUGUUUGUUCAUUAGCAGAAGAGUAUGGCAGUAUCUUCCUCGCCGAGCAAGAUAAGUCUGGCCAUGUGUUGUUCAAUGACAUUCAAAGUUGGCUCCAAUUUGCACAGGCAAAGGGUCUAACUGUUGGUGAUUCAGUGACAUUUUAUCGCCAACGCGCCACAGAUCUGUUCUUUAUAGACUGCUUGCCUAAGGAGCCCUCUGUACUUGACCAAAUUUCAUCAUUAAACCAAACAAAUUUACCUCCGUUGUUUGAUUCUCCGUUCUUGCAUUAUUUGAGCCUCUUCCCCGAGGAUCAUGAAAUCGAGAGGGAUACAUUAAUCCAGCUUGGUCAGGCAACAGGUCUUUUUGCAGAUGCAUCUCUCGCUUCCAUUGUUUCCUCAUUCAAAGCAUACCAAAGCGAGGGAUAUCUCUAUCCUUCAAGGUAUGAUGAAACAACUGGAAAGCUUUGGUACAAGGUAACUGAUUUGGUAUCUAAACAUGUCACAAAUUCGGAAAAGACCCAUCUCAAAAUCGAUCUUGAUGACCCCCUUGAUUCACUCAGUUGCGAAAAUUCAGCAUUUGAGCAUGUAACAAUGUGGCGUUUUCCAUCCAAUGUUAUUCCAGUGUUGGAAAAAUUUAUAAAUAUGAGGACACUUUGGUUCCUUAAGGGUCAUCGGUCUCGCACAAACCAUGUACCUUAUGAUUUUUUCACCUCAUUGAAGCACCUGCAGAUUCUGAAUUUGAGCUGUACUAAAAUUACAGAGCUGCCAAGUUCGAUAGGCCAUAUAAGGGGCUUGCGCUAUCUUGAUCUCUCUGAGACCCUCGUUAAAAACUUGCCUGGAACCGUAGGCCACCUUAAGGAACUGCAAACUCUAAAACUCAAAAAUUGUCGCGGCCUAAUUACAUUGUCUAAAGAUACAACUAGAUUAGAAAAUCUUCAACAUCUUGAUCUUGGUGUCCAUACCUACUUGCACUGUAUGCCCCCUGGCCUUGGUGCACUUACUCGCCUUUGUACAUUGUCGCCAUUUGUUAUUGGCUGUGAGUUAAGUUGCGGAAUAGCUGAGCUCAAGAACCUUGAUGGUUUAAAUGAGCUCCGCCUUACAAAGCUUCAGAAUGUUGCAAGCUCAGUGGAAGCCAGGGAAGCAGACCUGAUCACCAAGGUGCAUCUGAGGAGCCUGGAGCUUCAAUGGAGCUCAAGUGGACAGAAAAUUAGCAGAGUUUACGACGAGGUUAUUGAGUGCCUGCGGCCACACACAGACCUCAAAUACUUCAAGGUACUCAGUUAUGGAGGUUCAAAAUUCCCAAGUUGGUUUAGUGAUCCUUCUUUUUCCAACAUCAUGAGCAUUACCCUCUUCAAGUGUGAAAAUUGCCGGGUCUUACCUCCUUUAGGGCGCCUACCCUCGCUAAAAUUUCUCACCAUAGAUGGAUUAACCGGAAUAAGAGUCAUUGAUAAUCAGUUCUGCAGAGUAAUUGAACACAAUGAUGGAAUUGAUGAAAAAGUUGCAUUCCCAAAAUUGAAAAACUUGGCACUAAUCUCCUUGCUUUCUUUGGAAGAAUGGAAAGAUGUACAUAAAAGCGAUUUUCCAUCCCUUCUUAAACUGGAAUUGAAGGAUUGCCCGAAAUUGGUUACAAUUUGCAGCCUUUCAGACAUGCAUUCGCUCCGACAUUUGGAGAUAAGUAAUUGUCCCUUGCUCCGGUCCCUGCCAGAGGGACGCUUGCCUGCUUCAGUGGAAGAGUUGUUGAUUGAAGAUUGUCCCUUGCUCAAGUACAGCUGCUCAAAACCUGAUGGUGUAGAUUGGCACCAGAUAGAGCAUGUUGGAAGCAUAUGGAUAGACUACGAAGACAAAUCCUCUCGCUAA
Chenopodium quinoa (quinoa) is the source of this 1983-nucleotide messenger RNA. RefSeq names its product disease resistance protein RGA2-like. The coding region runs from base 1 to 1983 and encodes 660 amino acids. Gene Ontology annotation, molecular function: protein binding. The record is from RefSeq and is a predicted model, not a curated record. Lineage: Eukaryota; Viridiplantae; Streptophyta; Magnoliopsida; Caryophyllales; Amaranthaceae. The transcript has 2 exons.